AUGGACAAAGCUCCCCUAAGCCCAUUGGAAGGAUGUGUGUGGCCAACGUCACAUGGCUGAUAUACCAGUCCAGUCCUUGGCCAGUGUGAAAGGCAAGCGUGUAACCAUUGCUUGUGGGUGUGUGCGUGGGUGUGUGCAUGUAUGUAUGUGUGUUUGUACUUGUGUGUGUUGUAGGAGCGGUUCCAGGUGAAGAACCCUCCUCACACCUACAUCCAGAAGCUGAGAGGAUUCCUUGACCCAGCCGUCACACGCAAGGUGAGUGACAACCACGUCACCAUGGUAGCAGAACUAGUAAUAUCAUAGAAACAAGAUGGUAACACACCCUGUAACAUUUGUCCCUCAACCUGACACAGUAGGGUAGAUACAAUUUAGAAUUCCAGAAUUUCCCAAACCAGCAGACUAUACCAGAAUAACCGUAACCCUACUGUUGUCAGAAAUUCCGUCGGAGAGUCCAGGAGUCGACUCAGGUGCUCAGAGAGCUGGAGAUCUCACUACGGACCAAUCACAUCGGGUGAGUCACAGGCCGCAGCCAAUCACUUGCAAAGAGUCCUGGAUCAAAAUGAAUCUGAACCGAAUCAGAGUCACGCUGACGUUCACUCAGUUCCAAACCAUUCUGACUCCGAGACAGGGUUUAGCUGGCUAGUGGUUUUAGUGAUUCUGACUCCGAGACAGGGUUUAGCUGGCUAGUGGUUUUAGUGAUUCUGACUCCGAGACAGGGUUUAGCUGGCUAGUGGUUUUAGUGAUUCUGACUCCGAGACAGGGUUUAGCUGGCUAGGGGUUUUAGUGAUUCUGACUCCGAGACAGGGUUUAGCUGGCUAGUGGUUUUAGUGAUUCUGACUCCGAGACAGGGUUUAGCUGGCUAGUGGUUUUAGUGAUUCUGACUCCGAGACAGGGUUUAGCUGGCUAGGGUUUUAGUGAUUCUGACUCCGAGACAGGGUUUAGCUGGCUAGUGGUUUUAGUGAUUCUGACUCCGAGACAGGGUUUAGCUGGCUGGGGGUUUUAGUGAUUCUGACUCCGAGACAGGGUUUAGCUGGCUAGUGGUUUUAGUGAUUCUGACUCCGAGACAGGGUUUAGCUGGCUAGUGGUUUUAGUGAUUCUGACUCCGAGACAGGGUUUAGCUGGCUAGUGGUUUUAGUGAUUCUGACUCCGAGACAGGGUUUAGCUGGCUAGUGGUUUUAGUGAUUCUGACUCCGAGACAGGGUUUAGCUGGCUAGUGGUUUUAGUGAUUCUGACUCCGAGACAGGGUUUAGCUGGCUAGGGUUUUAGUGAUUCUGACUCCGAGACAGGGUUUAGCUGGGCUAGUGGUUUUAGUGAUUCUGACUCCGAGACAGGGUUUAGCUGGCUAGUGGUUUUAGUGAUUCUGACUCCGAGACAGGGUUUAGCUGGCUAGUGGUUUUAGUGAUUCUGACUCCGAGACAGGGUUUAGCUGGCUAGUGGUUUUUAGUGAUUCUGACUCCGAGACAGGGUUAGCUGGCUAGUGGUUUUUAGUGAUUCUGACUCCGAGACAGGGUUUAGCUGGCUAGGUUUUAGUGAUUCUGACUCCGAGACAGGGUUUAGCUGGCUAGUGGUUUAGUGAUUCUGACUCCGAGACAGGGUUUAGCUGGCUAGUGGUUUUAGUGAUUGUUGAUUGGCUAGCAGUUCUGCUGAUUGUUUGUAUAGCUAGAUAUUUAACAGUUAAUUAUUUCUAUGACAAUAUAUUAUAAUAACAUGAUAAUAAAUGGUAAUAUACUGUUCCUCUGUCUCCAGGUGGGUGAGGGAGUUUCUCAAUGAGGAGAAUCAGGGUCUGGAUGUCCUAGUAGAGUACCUCUCCUUCGCUCAAUACGCAGUCACGUGAGUGUGUGUGACUGUGUGUGUGAGUGACUGUGUGUGUGUGUGUGCAUAUCACUUUUUCCCUAUGCGUGUGUUCUGUUGAGUCACAUGUGUAUGUGUGUGUGUGUGCGCAUGCGUGUGUCUGUGUGUGUGCGUGACUGUGUGUGUGAGUAGGUUUGAUGGGGAGGUAUCUGAGGCCAGUACUGAGGAGAGAGCUGUAGAUUCCCCCUGGAGUCGUUCUAUAGAAGAUCUCCACGGAGACAGCAACCUGCCCUCCCCCUCCAGUGGCAACAACAUACCGCGCUCCGCACGCCACUCUAUCGGGUAACACACACACACAUUUACUGCCAAUCAUCAGAAACAAAAACACACACACAACUUCCAUGGGUUAAUUCUGUGUUUACUGUAUGUUGACUGAGUUGUUUAGUUCAGCGUUGGUGUCCAGGUCUAACACACUGCCCAGUAGGAAGACACUGAAGAACUCCCGACUGGUGUGUAAGAAGGACGACGUGCACGUGUGUGUGAUGUGUCUCAGAGCCAUCAUGAACUACCAGGUGAACUAUCUCUGUCUCGCUGACUCUCUGCACCCUCGCACUCGCGCUCAUCUCUUAGCCUUAGAUCGCCUUGAAAAACCCCCGAGCUCUUCUCUUUUAACCCUUCCUACUCCUCUGUUGUAAACCCCUCCUAUCUCUCUUUUAAACCCUCCGAUAAAACCCUCCGAUCUCUCGCUUCUUAACCCCCUUUCUACUCUCUCUUUAACCCCUCCUACCUCUCCUCGGAACCCACCCCCCGAUCUCUCUUUUAACCCCUCCUAUCUCUAUCUUUUAACCCCUCCUAUCCCUCUCUUUCCUUCUCUUUCUCUCUUCCUAGUACCACCUCUUCUUCCCCUCGUCCUCUUGAGUAUUUGUUCAUCAGCGUCAUUAUUUGCAUUUUUUCUCUCUGUCUGUAGUAUGGCUUUAACAUGGUAAUGUCCCAUCCUCAUGCUGUGAAUGAGAUCGCUCUGAGCCUCAACAACAGAAACCCAAGGUCAGUAGACAGUACACACCUCUCUCUGUGUCUGCCCUAGGAAGGAAGAAACCUUCAGAGCAGUGGUUCCCAACCAGGGGUACUAGGACCCCUUGGGGUACUUGGUCUAUCCACGGGGGGUACUUGAGAAGACUCAUGAGACUAAAGGCCUACUGGUAAAAUUCAUAGGUACUCUGGGCAGAGCAACAUUCAGUUGGUGGUACAGUAACCGAAAAAGGUUGGGAACCACUGCUUUAGAGGGAACCAGACCUUGUAUUUUGGCCAGGACUCCCUUGUAACAGAGAAGGGUAACUAGAUAGAACCUCUGAAGUCCAUCUAAAUACUCUCUCUCUCUCUCUCUCUCUCUCUCUCUCUCGCUCUGUCUCCCCCUCUCUCUCUGUCUCUAUCUCCUUUCAAUUUCAAUUCAAUUUCAAUUUUAAGGGGCUUUAUUGGCAUGGGAAACUUAUGUUAACAUUGCCAAAGUAAGUGAAGUAGAUAGUAAAACAAAAGUGAAAUAAACAUAAAAAUUAACAGUAAAACAUUACAAUCACAAAAGUUCCAAAAGAAUAAAGACAUUUCAAACGUAUUAUGUUAUGUAAUAUAUAAAUUUCAGUGUUGUAAAAUGUGCAAAAAAGUUAAAGUACAAAUGGAAAAUUAAAUCAACUAAAAAUAGGUUUUUGGGUUUACAAUGGUUGUUGUUCUUCCUGGGUUUCCUUUCUGUGGCAAAGGGGAAAAAAUAUGACAUAUAGAUAUCUAUAUAUAUAUAUAUAUCAUAUUACUUUAUAUAUGAUAUCUAAUGUAUUUUCUACUACCUUUCUCUAUCUCUAGUCUUUUAUUUUCUCUUUCUUCUUAUUAAUAGUAUUUAUAUUAUCUGGCGUUUUUUCUAUAUAUAUAUAAUUUCUCUUCUUUUUCUAUUGUUCUUCUAUUUUUUAUCUUAUCUUCUCUUCUUCUUUUUCUCUCGCUCUUGUUCUCUCCUAUCCUUUUAUCUCUCUCUUUUUCUGCUUUUUUCUCUCUCUCUCUCUCUCUCUUCUCUCUCUCUCUCCUCUCUCUCUCUCUCUCUCUCUCUCCAGGACUAAGGCUCUGGUAUUGGAGCUGUUGGCGGCUGUGUGUUUGGUCAGAGGAGGUCAUGAGAUAAUCCUGUCUGCUUUCGACAACUUUAAAACAGUAAGUUGUGUGUCUGUGGGUAUGUGUGUGUGUGUGUGUGUGUAAGUGUGUCUGGCUACACUGGAUUGAUUGCUGAUGGUGUUUCUCAGCCUUUUCCAAUCUCCCCCUCGUUAUGUCAGGUGUGCUCUGAGACCCUGAGGUUUGAGAAGCUGAUGGAGCAUUUAAGAACGAGGAUGACAACAUUGACUUUAUGGUAUGACUCUCAUCCCUCUCCACUCCACACUCACACUCUCUUACUCUCACACUCUCGCUCUCACUCUUUCACACUCUCUCACACUCACUCUCUCUCACUCUCUCACGCUCACACUCACACUCUCUCUCACACUCUCUCUCUCUCUCUCACUCUCUCACUCUCUCACACUUUCACUCUCACACACUCACACUCUCACAGACUCACACUCUCACAGACUCACAGUCUCACAGUCUCACACACUCACACGCUCACACUCUCACCACACUCACACUCUCACACACUCACACUCUCACACACUCCCACACAGGCGUGGAUGAUGCCUGCUGAUGCUUAGCCUUGAUUGUGGUGGCUGCAAUGUCAGAUAUGUGUGUAUCUUAGAUGUGUGUGAGAGUAUUCAGAAGUGUGUGUUGUCCUCUGUCUGUGCAGGUGGCCUGUAUGCAGUUUAUAAACAUUGUGGUACAUUCUGUUGAGGACAUGAACUUCAGAGUGCAUCUUCAGUAUGACUUUACCAAACUCAAUCUGGACGAUUACCUAGAGGUGAGAACACACACAGACACACACAGACACACAGACACACACACACACACACUGAAUGAACACAUUCUCCUCUCCCCCUUCCAGAGGUUGAAGCACACAGAGAGUGAUCGGCUGCAGGUCCAAAUCCAGGCUUACCUGGACAAUGUGUUUGACGUGGGGACGCUGCUGGAGGACGCAGAGACCAAGACCGCCGCGCUGGAGAGGGUAGAGGAGCUGGAGGAGAAUAUGACCCACGUAAGGACACACACAGUCGGACCGACUCUGACACAUACAGUGGUGGCUGGUGGCACUUUAAAUCGGAGGACAGGCUCAUGGUAAUGGCUGGAACAGAAUGAAAUCAUGUGUUUGAUACCAUAUAAUUCCAUUAAUUCCGUUCCAGCCAUUAUUAUGAGCCGUCCUGCCAUCACCAGCCUCCUCUGACACACGCACACACGUGCAGGCACACGUACAUACACACACACGCACACACACAUACAGACUGCUGAGGAGACGUUUAUGUUUCCUUGCAGAUGACGGAGAGGCUCCUGGACACAGAGAACGAGGCCAUGGCCAAGAUAGUGGAGCUGGAGAAACAGCUGAUGCAAACCCACAAGGAGCUGGACACCAUACGGGUGAGGGAGAUGCUAGGCUAGGCUAUCGCUAGCAACGGGGCAUUGAACACUCAGCCAUUUUGUUACGUUACAGCCUUAUUCUAAAAUUGAUUUAAUUGUUUUUUCCUCAUCAAUCUACACACAAUACCCCAUAAUGACAAAGCAAAAACAGGUUUUUAGACAUUUUAAAUGUAUUAAACAUAAAAAACGGAAAUAUAACAUUUCCAUAAGUAUUCAGACCCUUUACUCAGUACUUUGUUGAAACACCUUUGGCAGCGGUUACAGCCUUGAGUCUUCUUGAGUAUGACGCUACAAGCUUGGCACACCUGUAUUUGGGGAGUUUCUCUCAUUCUUCUCUGCAGAUCCUCUCAAGCUCUGUCAGGUUGGAUGGGGAGCGUCGCUGCACAGCUAUUUUCAGGUCUCUCCAGAGAUGUUGGAUCGGGUUCAAGUCCGGGCUCUGGCUGGGCCACUGAAGGACAUUCAGAGACUUGUCCUGAUGCCACAUGGAUGUGUGCUUAGGGUCGUUGUCCUGUUGGAAGGUGAACCUUUGCCCCAGUCUGAGGUCCUGAGCGCUCUGGAGCAGGUUUUCAUCAAGGAUCUCUCUGUACUUUGCUCCGUUCAUCUUUGCCUCGAUCCUGACUAGUCUCCCAGUCCCUGCCGCUGAAAAACAUCCCCACAGCAUGAUGCUGCCACCACCAUGCUUCACCGUAGGGAUGGUGCCAGGUUUCCUCCAGACGUGACGCUUGCCAUUCAGGCCAAAGAGUUCAAUCUUGGUUUCAUCAGACCAGAGAAUCUUGUUUCUCAUGGUCUGAGUGUCUUUAGGUGCCUUUUGGCAAACUCCAAGUGGGCUGUCAUGUGCCUUUUACUGAGGAGUGGCUUCCAUCUGGCCACUCUACCAUAAAGGCCUGAUUGGUGGAGUGCUGCAGAGAUGGUUGUCCUUCUGGAAGGUUCUCCCAUAUCCACAGAGGAACUCUGGAGCUCUGUCAGAGUGACCAUCUGGUUCUUGGUCACCUCCCUGACCAAGGCCCUUCUCCCCCGAUUGCUCAGUUUGGCGGGGCAGCCAGCUCUAGGACGAGUCUUGGUGGUUCCAAACUUCUUCCAUUUAAGAAUGACGGAGGCCACUGUGUUCUUGGGGACCUUCAAUUCUGCAGACAUUUUUUGGUACCCUUCUCCAGAUCUGUGCCUCGACACAAUCCUGUCUCGGAGCUAUACAGACAAUUCCUUCGACCUCAUGGCUUGGUUUUUGCACUGUCAACUCUGGGACCUUAUAUAGACAGGUGUGUGCCUUUCCAAAUCAUGUCCAAUCAAUUGAAUUUACCCUACAGGUGGACUCCAAUCAAGUUGGAGAGCAAAGGGUCUGAAUACUUAUGUAAAUAAGGUUUUAAGGUUUAAUACAUUUGCAAACAUUUCUAAUAGCCUUUUUUCGCAUUGUCAUUAUGGGGUAUUGUGUGUAGAUUGAUGAUGAUUUGUAUUUAUUUAAUCAAUUUUAGAAUAAGGCUGUAACGUAACAAAAUGUGGAAAAAGGGAAGGGGUCUGAAUACUUUCCCAAUGCCCUGUAUAUGCUCAAGCUAGGCUAACUCUCUCCUAUUCCAGGAUGUGUACACUAGCACUAACAACCAGGUGCACACCCUGCGGAGGAUCGUGCGUGAGAAGGACCAGACCAUCCGCAGGCAGAGUCGACUGGAGCGCCAGGCUCAGGAGGGUGGAGGGGGCACCUUGGUGGUACAGGGAGGGGGCACCUUACACCCCGCGAGGGGCGAGGGGGACGGAGGGGUGGGGGAUUUUUCCUCCCCUUCUCUGACCCUCGGCAUGACCCUCUCCACCAGCCCAGAGACAGUGGGCUAUGGCUUACCAGGGGUGGGACUAGGGAUGAUGCCAGCCCCUCCCCCUCCCCCACCACCUCCACCAAUGCCAGGGAUG
Messenger RNA from Coregonus sp. 'balchen', 7218 nucleotides. Lineage: Eukaryota; Metazoa; Chordata; Actinopteri; Salmoniformes; Salmonidae. The record is from the annotation of a GenBank genome assembly.